CACUCACGCACGCAUAAACACACAUCUUCGCGAACUAAUGUCAGUCAAAUCAUCAGAGUGUGCUAAGAUUUUCGGUUUGUAAGCUGCGCUCUGGAUUUCGAUAAUUCGGCAAAGAAACGCUUGAAACUAUCCGAAUAUAAUGUCCUCCGGUGAUCAACAAACGUCCACCGCCACUACAGGGCAACCGCAUCUACAGCAACAGGAUCUUUCGAAGUUGGACAUUACGAAACUGACACCGCUCUCGCCGGAAGUUAUAUCUCGACAGGCUACAAUUAACAUCGGUACCAUCGGUCAUGUAGCACACGGCAAAUCAACAGUCGUAAAGGCCAUCUCGGGCGUGCAGACUGUUCGUUUUAAGAACGAGCUGGAGCGCAACAUUACAAUUAAACUGGAACCUUUGCCGAUGAGUUUAAUCAAUACAUUGGUCAAUGAUGCAAAAGAAAUGGAAGGUUACGUGGAAAAGAUACAUAAGCAGUACAAUUCACCGUACAAGCACAGUACAAGCGAUAGCAAUAGUAUUACACCCAACGUAAGCAGAAAACGAAAGUUCUCGAGUAUCGCGAACGGAGUAGACGAAGGUCCAACGUGUUCCGGCGAAUCGCAGCGCAUGAAGCAGGCAAAGAUAGUUGACUUUUUUCAAAUGUCACCACCGGAAAACUCUUCACCCCCAAUGCGUAUCACCAGAAUGCGUAGAAAAUCCUGUACUGCGGACCAGCACACACCUACGUUGACCCGUACCACGAACGGUAUGACGAAGCGCUUAUCACAACCUCUCGAUCACAUUAGAAAAGAGCCGCCGGUAGACAAGAUCGAAAACUCUAGCAGUAACGUAGGUGCGUUCAAACUGUUUUCCGCCGGCAACCAAGUUGAUUCCACUACUACUACCGAGAUAAUGAAAAUUAAAAAGGAACCUUCAGCAAAAAGGUCCCUCACGCCUUCAUCGAACGGCGGCAGCACUAGCGCAAAAUUGAGCACAACAAAGGUGAUUAAAACUUCGUUUGAUUCACCAUCGGAUAGGGAAAUUAAACAAGAACCGUGUACAGAAAGCUACACCACACCGACGACAACAGAAACUAACAGAAUUCAAAUUUCCCAAAUGCCAUCUAUUGGUGAACGCAAAGCAACCGGAGCAAAACCUGCCAAAAGGACUACUCCGCACAACAAGUCUCUUAACGGUGUGAGCGGUGGCAGCAGCAAAAAGUCUAGCAGAUCGCAAAGCAAGGAAUAUACUGUGGAAGCCAUCGAAGAUAUCCAACGACUAGGAAGUACACCGUUAUUCUUAGUCAAAUGGCUUGGGUAUUCGAGCAAACAAAACACUUGGGAACCGCUCAGCAACGUCAGCGCCUGUUCGUUGCUGGAUAGCUUUCUGACCGAUCAACUCUCGGACUGGCGCUACUGGGUAGAGACAGUACAGGAUGAGGUAAAAAAUAGCAAAGAAUAUUUGGAUAUGGUGGACAAACAUGCCAACAAUAGCAUAUCGUUCCAUGAAAUACUGCUAGAUCAUAAGCAGUACGACAGGGAUGAGUUACGGACCGAUCUGAUCCUAUGGGCCAAGUUGGCCAGUAACCGCUGCAAACGCAACGGAGUUGUGUGGGACCGCAUCACUAAGCACAUGAUACGAGAAUUAUCUUUCGUAAAGCGACGCGAUCAGCUAGACCAGCUGCGACGGUUCGAACAGCAGAUCAACGAGUAUGAACCGACGGUUCGUAUCGUGGUGGAAAACGAGCAAGAUCUCGAUGCACCGCCAAAUAACUUCACCUACCUGCGGACGAACAUAGCCGCCGAAGGGAUCUCCAUACCGAACGAUCCUCCGGUCGGUUGCGAAUGCAAUCCCUGCAGCGGGCGAAGUAACUGCUGUGGCAAACUGUCGGAGGGUCGGUUUGCUUACAGCGUCCGAAAGCGGCUGCUACUGCAGCCCGGUGCACCCAUCUUUGAGUGCAACAAAAAGUGCAGCUGCGGUCCGGACUGCCUGAACCGGGUGGUACAAAACGGGGGCAUAUGCAAUCUAACACUGUUCAAAACGUCCAACGGGCGUGGUUGGGGCGUUCGGACGAAUGCUGUCAUACACGAGGGCCAAUACAUUUCGGAGUAUUGCGGCGAGGUGAUAUCGUACGAUGAGGCGGAAAAACGUGGCAGAGAGUACGAUGCCGUUGGAAGGACGUACCUGUUCGAUUUAGAUUUCAACGACACUGACAAUCCCUACACGCUGGAUGCCGCCCGGUACGGUAAUGUGACGCGCUUCUUCAACCACUCAUGCGAUCCGAACUGUGGCAUAUGGUCGGUGUGGAUCGAUUGUCUCGAUCCGUAUCUGCCGCGGUUGGCAUUUUUCGCCCUGCGGCGCAUUGAAAUCGGUGAAGAGCUUACGUUCAACUAUCACGCACAGCUCACGACCAGCAGUGUGUCUCUAGGCGCUAAGAACGGAACGGAGAACAUGGAUGAUACCGAUGCGGAUGACUCCGGAAGCACUAGCACCAUCAACGAUAGUGUGCGGAACAAUACCAAAGGCGUUACUGAGUGCCGGUGUGGAAGUGCCAACUGUAGAAAAUUCAUCUUCUAAAUGUUUGGAAGUAUUGCUGUAAAAUUGUACCAGCAUUACGUAUGUUAUGAAAUAGAUUUUAAUAAAUGGAAAUAAUGCUCUUUUUAUUACUAACACUUUUCUUUUUUGUUUGGUGUAUCUACAGAACGCGUCGUACGUUUUGGGUGUAAUGUUGUAGUAACUUAAAGCGUUAGUGUAAAAUAUAGUAAAUAUAGUUUGCGUUUUGCUUUGUUGUUUGUCACGACAAAAUGAUUUUCGUGAAUGUAUACACUAUCUGCAUAUCAAUGAACAGAUGCCAUUCAAAAAAAUCAUUAUAUUGUUGAGUGUUCGAGUAGAAUUUCAGCGUUAUUUCUGCCCAAAAAAUAUAGGUCCUUAUUGUGAAAAACUGUACACCAUAGGUAUUAUUCAAAAGAUUGUUUAUCAGAAACUACACGUCAUCAUGCAUACACGAAACAUAAAAAACUACAUACACUUUUUGGCAAAUUAUGCAUUAAAAACUAAAUCAAAUUCUCGUCUUUUGAGCACACGAAUGAAACGAGCGCUACAUGAUUCUCUCGGCGAAAAUAAAGCUCGAAUAAAGCUUUUCAUCGAUCGAAACGAAAAUUGACCGGAAUAACAGAAUGUCGCCAACUCGAAAUGGAAAUUUAUUCGCUGGCAUCAACACAACUGGAAACUUGUAGGCCCAAUACAAAUAUCGUUACAUAUCGUUUUGAAGGAAUUUGGAUGUACGUAAACUUUAAGUAUUAAUUUC
Messenger RNA from Anopheles funestus (African malaria mosquito), 3287 nucleotides. RefSeq names its product eukaryotic translation initiation factor 2 subunit 3-like. Gene Ontology annotation, biological process: positive regulation of translational fidelity; formation of translation preinitiation complex. Lineage: Eukaryota; Metazoa; Arthropoda; Insecta; Diptera; Culicidae. The record is from RefSeq and is a predicted model, not a curated record. The transcript is spliced from 3 exons. Gene Ontology annotation, molecular function: zinc ion binding; GTPase activity; protein binding. Bases 140 to 2557 code for a protein of 805 amino acids. Gene Ontology annotation, cellular component: cytosol; eukaryotic translation initiation factor 2 complex; nucleus.